ACUGCGUGAUGGCGGCGCCCAUGACAGGUUUAGCACAUUGACUUCUAUCGGAGGUCUGCUUGUUUCUCUUCCACGUUACUGUCAUAGAAUGUAAAUAAUAAGAAGGAGUUAGUAUACAAUAAACAACAAUUGAAAACCGGACUAGCAGACGAUGGCUCUUCACAGACUGUCCGCAAGUCUUCGACAAACGGUAGCGCGUGCCAGGUGGCUUCAUACAAGUGGAUCAAGCCAGCAGCAGGAGGUUUUGGCGGCAGAGCCAGAACCUGAGCCCUUCUCAGUCUUCAGAACAAAUGAGAACGAUCCAGCUUGCCAGUCUGAGAAACAUAUUGGACAGUAUUACACAAUAUCAUCUGCACAAACCCACACCGUCUUCCCUCAUGGCCUCCCCCGCCGCUAUCAGCAACAGGUGAAGACGUUCAACGAAGCUUCUGUGAUGGUGAGGCAGCCCGCUCUGGAGGUCAUCACCUGCCUGAAGGAAACUGACGACAGCAAACCUGCGCAGCGAUAUAUGUUCUAUGGAUUAAAGGGCGGUGGCAAGACAAUGUCCCUUUGUCACGUCGUGCACUUUUGCUACACGCAGGGAUGGCUGGUGCUGCACGUACCUGAUGCCCACAGCUGGGUGAAGAACUGCAAGGAGCUGCUGCCGUCGUCCUUUAGCACCUCUCGCUUCGACCAGCCUUUACAAGCCACCAAGUGGUUGACCAACUUCAGAAUCACCAACGAGCCCUUUCUUUCCAAGAUAACCACAAAGCAGCGCUACGUGUGGACCAAGAGAGAAUUCACGGAGGAGGGAAGACCCCUUGGAGAGCUGGUGGAUCAGGGCAUCUCUCGUGUGAAGAGCAGCAGCGACGUGGUGGGGGCGGUGAUGAAGGAGCUGAGGAUGCAGAGCGGACAGCCGGGCAGCGCCUUCCGUCUGGCUGUAGCUGUGGACGGCGUCAACGCCCUGUGGGGGCAGUCCACCAUCAAGAAAGAGGACAAGAGCGUGGUGGAUCCCGAGGAGCUGACUUUGAUUUAUAACCUGAGGAAGCUGAUGAGGAACGACUGGACGGGAGGCGCCAUCAUUACCACUCUUUCCUACACGGGCGCUGUCUACCCUCCCAAAAAUGCCUACCUACCUCAAGAGCUGCUGGGAGAGAGAGGAUUUGACAACAUGGAUCCGUUUAUCCCGGUGUCAGUGCCCUAUUACAAUGACAAAGAGUUUGAGAGCUGCUAUCUGUACUACAUGGACCGCAAUUGGCUGCAACAUCCCAAGAGCCGAACAGAGGAGGGCAAGAAAGAACUUCUCUUUUUGACCGACAGGAAUCCUUCGCUUGUGGACAGAAUUUGCGCCUUCCUAUGAAGUCUCAGACCUCAAUACAAAUGUCACACUUAAAAGAUCAUGCAGAAACUCAAUAUUCAUGUCUGUCUGUAUUCAUGUGUUUCUGUAAAUUAUUCAUUCAUCAUAUUUGCUAAUAAAAUAUAUGUAAGUU
Molecule: messenger RNA, 1469 nt
Organism: Dunckerocampus dactyliophorus (ringed pipefish)
Lineage: Eukaryota; Metazoa; Chordata; Actinopteri; Syngnathiformes; Syngnathidae
Gene: dap3
Product: death associated protein 3
Exons: 13
Coding region: 152-1339 (395 amino acids)
Biological process (GO): apoptotic process
Cellular component (GO): mitochondrial small ribosomal subunit; mitochondrial ribosome
Molecular function (GO): structural constituent of ribosome
Source: RefSeq, a predicted model, not a curated record